AUGGAUUUUGCGCGCAAGCAAUUGGAAAAAUACGGCUGGUCCGAUGGCAAAGGCUUGGGCAAAUAUGAGAAUGGAAUAUCAGAAGCUUUGAAGCCUAAAUUGAAGCGUAGUGCUGCUGGCAUCGGUCAUGAUCCUGCAUCGGAAUUCAAUGAACACUGGUGGAGUGCUCUGUAUGAUAAGGCUGCUGCCAAUGUUGAGGUUGAAGAAAAAAAUGAGAAAACGAAAUAUAUCAAAACAAAAGAUGAAUUUCACAUAACAAAUAAUACAUGGAAACUGAAACAGAAGAGCAAAGAAGGAGAUAAUGAAGAACAAUAUUCUGAAUACUUUGUACGAACUGCAGUGUUGACUAAUGGAGGAAGUAAGGUUGAGAAAGUAAAAGAAUCAGAGUCGGAAGAUGAAGAAGUAAAGAAGGAUGUAUUUAAAAUGACAGAUGAGGAAUUAUUUAAGGCUUGUGAAGGAAGGACAGCUCAUAAAGGAGCACGACAUGGUCUACGAGCUACUGGGAAACUAGCUAGAAUAGCUCAGCAAGAGGCUAUGUUGCUUACAGAGUCAAGGUUCAGUGGUUAUUCACAUGCUAAAAAAUUUAAAGAUGAUAAAGUGGUUGAAGAAAUGAAUUUAAGUGGUGAGUCUGAGGUCUCAGAACGUAAAAAGAAAAAAAAGAAACGAAAACGCUGUAAUAGUAAUGAACAACAGACAGAAAAUUUUAUUGGUAAUACUACUUUGGCUGAAUCAAAUGGAGUGCCUUUGCUUUUAAAUCACGAAGAAGUACCUGAUGACGAUGUUACCAGUAUAAUAAAAGAAGAAAAUGUUAGUAGAAAAGCAAAAAAAUCUAAAAGAAAAUCUUGCAGUACAAUUGAAACAAUUCUUGAAGAUGAAGAAAUCGUAGUUGAGCCUAAGAUAAGUAAAAAAGAUAAGACGAAAAAGAAGAAUAAGAAAACGGUUGAUUUGUAA
This is a messenger RNA of Arctia plantaginis, 951 nucleotides long. NCBI's taxonomy places the organism in Eukaryota, Metazoa, Arthropoda, Insecta, Lepidoptera, Erebidae. The record is from the annotation of a GenBank genome assembly.